AGCAGCAGCAGCAGCAGCAGCAGCAGCAGCAGCAGCAGCAGCAGCAGCAGCAGCAGCAGCAGCAGCAGCAGCAGCAGCAGCGUCUCACUGGGUCUGCGGCGAAGACGACGAAGUUGAGGGCCAAGAGGAGCGGCAUGAAGCCGAAGAUGCAGACUUGGUCGAAGUGGAGGAAGUGCAGCAGCAGCAGCAGCAGCAGCGAGGCGAGGAGCGGCAGCAGCAGCAGGUGCUGCAGCAGGAAGCGAGCAGCAAAGCCCCUGGGCCCCGCAGCAGCAGCGCCGGCCUGCUGCUGCUGCUGCUGCUGCGCCUGCUGCAGCAGCAGCCCCGCAGCAUAGAGCACGAGGGGCGCAGCAACAAGCCAAACGACUGCGCUGCUGCUGCUGCAGUAGAAUGCAUGCAGCAGCAGCCUGCGGAGGUCGAGCUGCUGCCAGGCUGCAGCAAGCCAGUCCGCUGCUGCUGCUGCUGCUGCGGACGACGACGAGCUGCUGCUGCUGCGGACGAGGGCCACGGGGGCAAAGGCAGCAGCAGGAGACACGCAGACCUCAGCAGCAGCAACGGCGCUGCGGCGCAGCAGCAGCGGCAGCAGCCGGAAGCCACAAAAGCUCAGCAGCGGCGACAGCAGCAGCAGCAGCGCGGGGGCCCCCAGGAGGGCCCUGGGGGCCCCCAGGGGGCCCCCCUGCAGCAGCAGCGCCGCCUCUUCGCCGGCGCAGCGCAGCAAAGCAGCAGCAGCAGCAGCAAACAAACUCAAGUAGCCAGGGCCUCCAGAGUCGCCCCGAACUACUUGGAGACAAACCACCAAAACAAAAACUGGAAAACAAACAAACAACAUGUUCGAAAACUCCGGACUUGCUCGCGGCACGCGAAACCUUUUUGCAAAUUGCAAACUUCAGAUUUGAAAAAAAGAUUAUUUGCAGUUUAUUUGCUGUUAAAAGAAAGCCAAAUGACGCAACUUCAGCCGUGGGGCGGUGACCCGAUGUCUUGCUGUGCAGUCCCUCACAUUCAAAGAUUAGCUAAGCAGCAGCAGCAGCAGCAGCAGCAGCAGCAGCAGCAGCAGCAGCAGCAGCAACAGGAGCAGCAGCAGCAGCAGCAGCAGCAAGUGUACCAAGACACGCUGCAUGCAUCGGGGCUGCUUAGCGGCUCCUUCUGCUUUCUGCAGCAGCAGCAGCAGCAAAAACUUGGAAAGUUUUCGGAAAAACUGAAGCAAAGAAGGAGUUGA
Eimeria necatrix is the source of this 1213-nucleotide messenger RNA. RefSeq lists its product as hypothetical. The transcript is spliced from 3 exons. The annotation marks the transcript as partial. The record is from RefSeq and is a predicted model, not a curated record. Lineage: Eukaryota; Apicomplexa; Conoidasida; Eucoccidiorida; Eimeriidae.